Molecule: messenger RNA, 210 nt
Organism: Coprinopsis cinerea okayama7#130
Lineage: Eukaryota; Fungi; Basidiomycota; Agaricomycetes; Agaricales; Psathyrellaceae
Exons: 1
Coding region: 1-210 (69 amino acids)
Source: RefSeq, a predicted model, not a curated record
AUGAGCGGAAACUCGCAGAGGCGGAGACGGAAUCGCCAUCAAGCCGAUUUCUCGCCGAAUUCUCCGGGAGAAUUCUCCCCAGGGGAACCCGACCCUCUGAUCUCGUUCUUCACCGCUCAAAUCGAUCCCGACUCGGAGACGGAGCCAAAACCGGCCGAUAAUACAAGUAGUACAACCAUCGAGUCGAGAGAUAACAUGUCGUAUCCUUAG